This is a messenger RNA of Magnusiomyces paraingens, 4416 nucleotides long. RefSeq lists its product as uncharacterized. Lineage: Eukaryota; Fungi; Ascomycota; Dipodascomycetes; Dipodascales; Dipodascaceae. Gene Ontology annotation, molecular function: molecular adaptor activity. Gene Ontology annotation, cellular component: anaphase-promoting complex. The record is from RefSeq and is a predicted model, not a curated record. Gene Ontology annotation, biological process: metaphase/anaphase transition of mitotic cell cycle; anaphase-promoting complex-dependent catabolic process; protein K11-linked ubiquitination. The transcript has a single exon. Bases 1 to 4416 code for a protein of 1471 amino acids.
AUGCUCAGAGCCAAUUCCCAGCAGGAUUCCAUCCCGGGCAAUCAGCUCACUAUGGGACCAAACUCUACGGUGCUUUGGUCUCGGAAUGGUGUGCUCAUGCGCAAAUUCUCUUUCCCAGAUACCCCUCAAGAAUCAAUUAGAGCUGUUUUUGUUGCGUUCCAACAACACCCGGUUCGUGGCGGUGCCAAUGCUCAACCAGAAUCAGUUGAUGCAAUAGCCAUUCUCGCCGCAAAUUACCUUCAUGCAUACUACCUCAGAGGAGAUUUCCAUAUUGUUAGUAUACCAUUUGUUGUGGCGUCUAUAACAGCAUCUCCACAUGGGCUUGUCCUAUCACGUAACUUUGAUGCCCCAGGGACUCUUGCUGAAGAUGAUGGACAUUCACCUAAACUUCAUCUUAUGUCAAACCCAUUGCUUGAACUAGAACCCAUUUAUACAUCUUCCCUUACUACAAUUUGUCUUUCCGAAGAGCCUGUUUAUUUUGGAGGUGUUUCUGAGAUCCCCUUUGUAGUCACUUUUGAUCCUGUUCGUCGUCAAGUCAACAUCUACUACCUACGGUAUCAUCACAAUUCUCCCCCCACUCCCCAUACUUUUGAUGAAAGUAUUCGAAAUCAUUCUAAACUUAACAAAUCGACUUCAUCAGCAUCAUCGCAUCUAAUGCUUACUUCAGUUAGCAGUUUUUCUUUAUAUACGUCUUUGGAUCACCUUUAUGUCGAAGCAUGUACUUUAAAUCAAGAAACAGCAAUCAUUGUUUCCAACAGUUUGUCAAAUACCAUCAACAUUAUGUUAUUCAGUACUUUAGAAAAUCCCUCUUUUGCCAUUCCAGCAUUGUCAAAGUCUUUUGAAAUCCCCGGAUCGUCACCUCUACUAUUGACUGAUAUCAGUAAUAAAACGAGAAUUCUUGCAGUGUUAAAUCAACCCAACAACAUCUAUCUUUUUGAUCCAUUUUUAUCGAUAAAGUCAAUCCCGAUUCAACUUCCAUCUCACUGGGGAAAUAUCACUCAAAUUGGGUUCUACAGUUACACUUCAUCUAACUUGAUUUACGCAUUCUCCGACAAAUUUUAUAACAUCAAUCUUCCAAUUGUACCAAGCGAUGACCUUUCAGUAAAGAUUUUCCAAGGUCUUUAUAAAUUAGUUGAUCUUAGAGUUUUCCGCACCUUGAGUUUUGCAUGGACUGUGCUAUUAAAUGCAAUUACUCUUUCAAACUGGGAAGCGCUGGUCGCAUCCUUGGUUUGCCAAUUAUACCCAGCAUCCCGCCUAAAGGAGUUUACAGAACAGUUCAAAAACUAUCAAAUUGACACAAUGACACUAGAUGAAAUUUUACCGACCGCUUUAAAAAUUGCCGAAUCUUUUGAUGACAAAAUUAGCCCGGAACUUUGCCCCCAUGUCAUUAACCUUUUGCAUUACAUUCGUGAAGAACUUCGAUUAGGGUACACAUCUUCAGGAAGCCUCUCACAAAUUGAUAAGUUUUUAAUGUAUCUCGCUCAUUGGUCUGGCUGGAACGACUCUUGGAAAUCAUACUAUGGGUUUGCGCCAACAGCCCCUCAAUUAACUAUUGAAGAGUACAGUCAUCCUUUUUCUGAACCCCCAAAUAUUUUAAAAUGUCUAGCUUCGGAACCUUCUACUGCAUACUUUCCCCGUCUGUCUGAGAUAUACUCUGAUCCUUCUCUUGACGAUUUAACUCCAUUAUCUGUUGUCACCUUAAGGUUUUUUAAUCUUUUAACCCAAGAUUCAGUUGAAAACUUUUUGUCAGUUAAACUUUCAAAGAAAAUCCUAAAUGAUCUCUCUGGUGGAAUACAGCAUGUUAUUUUUGAAUACCUUUCUGAGAAUUCCCAAGAACUUGUAAAGCUCGAUGAUACUGAGCUAUGGGAUAUUCUUGGACGCGAUGACCUACUUUUUUCCACAUUAACUCCGGAAAUGUCUCAGCUUGGUACUAAUAAAGAUGCCAUGCCAAAGUACACAUCAGCUUUAAUUAGCACGGUUGGAGACUUGGAGUUUCUCAGCGCCUGGGAUGAACAAACUGAAUCUGAUAGAACUAAAAUUUCUCGGCUUAUUUUUUCCACUGACCGCAGAUUUUAUGAAGUAUCACGCAUAUUACAAUCUUCGAAACCAAAACCCAUCAUUGUCAUUCAAACCCCAAAUAUGAGUGAGCUUGAUCUUCUUAACAAGCAAGAAGAAACAUACAUUUUGUCAGUUUUGAAGACCUGCACUGUUCCUAUUGGACGUGCUGCAUUUUACUAUUCUGCCCGCAAACCUCUAGUUACUGAAAAGUUUCCAAUUCCCAAGCUCAAUUUUUCAGCCAUUGUCAAGCCCCGGGACAUUACGAUGACUCUUAACAAAUCUUUGGUUUCUGAAGAAAAUCUUUCUUGGGGGUAUUUCCACAAUGGUAUUGCUUCGGGAUUGAGUUUGGUUAAGGAUACCAUCACUGUUAAUGGCAACUGGAUUGCUUUUAACAAACCUACUCAUUUAAACUCUCAACACGCAGGCUUCCUUUUGGGUAUUGGUUUAAAUGGGCAUCUUAAAAACUUGGAAGAAUGGCACAUUUAUAACUAUCUCGGUCCCAAGCACUCUCAUACAAGCAUUGCGCUUUUAAUUGGCAUGGCUGCAAGUAAUUUACGCUCUAUGGAUACCAAACUUACCAAGGUUUUAAGUGUUCACAUCUUUGCUUUACUACCUCCUGGUUCCAGUGAUUUAAAUGUUUCUGUUGAGGUUCAAACUGCAGGCGUUGUAGGCAUGGGUUUACUUUACCUGGAAUCAUCGCACCGGCGAAUGACGGAAACGUUUUUGGGAGAACUUGAAGGGCGCACUCGUGUUCAUACUGAAGAAAGCAUCCGGAUACAUACCAAUGAGAGUUAUAAGUUGGCAACGGGUAUUGCACUAGGGUUGAUUAAUCUUGGCAAGGGUAACGAUCUCAAAGGUUUGAACGACGUUAAGAUUGUUGAACGUCUUAUGCAAAAAGCCAUUGCUCCUCGAGAUGUCCAAACUUCGCAGUUGGAGAUUUCCAUGCCUGGCACUAUUGCCGCUUUAUUGCUUAUAUUUCUUCGCACAAACAACUUUGAGAUUGCAAAAAAAUUGGCUCCUCCGGAGAACCAAGAAGCUUAUGACUACAUUCGCCCAGAUCUUCUUUUAAUUCGCACGUUGGCUUAUCAUGUCAUUAUGUGGGACCAGAUAGGUAGCAAUGCAGAGUGGAUACAAGAAAAUAUCCCUAAGGCUGUGCUUCUUACAACUUCUGAAACCAAUUCCAAUUACUCAACAGAUACAAUUUCUUAUUACUACAUCAAGGCUGGUCUUUGUAUGGCAAUGACAUUCAAGUAUGCAUCAACUGGAAAUACCAGCGUCCGAGAUUGUAUUGUGCAUUUUCUUGAUGUUGUCUGCAAGCUUACUGAACAUAAUGUGACCCAGCAUGACCAGCUACUUGCCAAACAAGCACUCCUUCAUAUCCAAAACUCUCUGUGUCUUUCGUUGUCUAUUGUCAUGUCUGGUACUGGCGAUUUGGAAGCUUUAAGACGAUUUCGUCGUCUUUGUCUCAAGACACGAAAGGAUACUUGUGGCGUCAAUAUUGCGACGCAUUUAGCUUUGGGCAUUUUGUUUCUUGGAGGUGGACAGUUUCGAUUUGGCAAUGACAAUUUUGCUCUUGCAGCUCUAUUUAUUUCCGUUUAUCCUGUGUUCCCCAGAGUUCUUGUGGAUAAUACAUCGUACUUGCAGCCAUUGCGAUACUUUUGGGCUUUGGCCGCCAAGCCCAACUGUGUCGUUGUACGAGAGGUUGAAACAGGACACCCAUGUGUGGUCAAUUUACAAAUUGAGUACAAAUCUGGUAAAAUUGUGGUUCAAGAAGCACCUUGUGCCAUUCCCAAUAUUGAAAAUGUGCUACAAAUCUCUACAGUUUCUGACUCCUAUAGUCCGGUGCAAUUGGAUCUGGCUUCCGCACCAGAAUCGCCACUCACAAAGGCCUUUUUAAAGACAUUAACAGUUUACGUGAGUCGUCGGAGUACCAUCAUCAAUAAAGCAACUGAUAUCUUUCAACAAAAUGGCAACAAGUACAAGUCAAGCACGAGUAACAACCCCUUGGGUUCGGGCGCAACAGGACCUCCCACGCAGCAGCAUGGUGGCUCAUCCUUAGCCAGUGUUUUAUCCAAGGUUAAAAUUCUGGCCGAUAUUGACUUGGAGCGGUUUACCCAAUCCAAUACGUCUUUACUUCAUCGUGCCUUUGAAACCUCAAAACAGGAUUUGAUGUUUGCAAAUAUGUCGGCAGCACGGUCGCCAAGAUCAAAUGAAGACUUGUGGAACAUGCGUCUUAUUUUUGCCUAUCAAGAGUACUUGCAAAGCGGGAAUGGUGAUCCUGAAACCAACUUAAAAGUGGAUGAGAUGAAAACGCUUCUUUGGAAAUGGAAGUGUGAGCGCCAAAAAAGCAAUUCGUAG